Messenger RNA from Ophidiomyces ophidiicola, 711 nucleotides. RefSeq lists its product as uncharacterized. Bases 1 to 711 code for a protein of 236 amino acids. The transcript has a single exon. NCBI's taxonomy places the organism in Eukaryota, Fungi, Ascomycota, Eurotiomycetes, Onygenales, Onygenaceae. The record is from RefSeq and is a predicted model, not a curated record.
AUGCCUCCUGAAUCUCCCCAAGAAGUAUCUUCCGAGCCUCUUGUGUUUCAGAAUGGCAAGGUUCGUCUCAUCGAAAACUUUCCAGCCGAACGUCCUUCAUCCACCCUCAGCGAUCCCACGAAACCGCCUCAAAGGGUUGACAGCCUUUACGAAUGCAACUGCCGACCCCAGCUUCUCAACAGAUUGAAGUUGAUCAUGUCUAACAGUCUGAUGCCUGCCUUCGAAGAGUUUAGAUCGUGUCAAUGUUCGUCGCAUCAGUUUGACAGCUCUUUGGUGGAUCUUGCACUCUCAAGCGGAUAUGAUACCAGUUCAAUGUCAUCUCAUACUCCAGUGCAUGAAAUCUGCUUUCAAUUUCCAUACCCAAGCCAGUCACCCAGAGCGCGGCCAGGUUCAUCCGCCUACUGUGGAUGUUCAAGUAGCUAUGUUACCUCUACUCCCAAGCUCGUAGCUCAUCCCGGGCAAGAAAGAACGGUGGCGCCAUUGUCUUGUCGCUUGGUAUCAUCUACAGAGAAAAGGCUCCAAGUGGAUCGCGAGCAACUUUGCCGUGCUGAAGGAGCUAGCUUUUACGAAAGCAAUCCGCAUGUUUCGACAUGGGUAGAUCGUCUUCCUGAUACUGUGGCACUGCAGGCGUUUGGCAUUCCAUUAUUACGGCGGAAGCGGAAAAUGUCCAACCUAUGUAGGAAGAAUUUCGCCAAACUUGCAUGGAAUUAG